AUAGAGAGCUUUCACCAUGUUGACAUUUCAGCAAGGGCUGCAAGAUAUUGGGACACUGGCAUUUCUGUUUCAUCAUGGCUUCCAGUAACUACGUGGUUUUGCUUCUCUGCUUUAUGCUAUUGCUACCUCUUUUUCUGGCUACAGUCUUUUUAAAGCAGGAGCAGGCAAACAGCUUGCUGAAAAGACAAAGAAGAGCUAAUAGCUUCCUUGAGGAGUUAAAAAGAGGGUCACUAGAACGGGAGUGCGUUGAAGAAUUGUGUUCCUAUGAGGAAGCCAGAGAAAUCUUUCAAGACACUAAAAGAACAAUGGAAUUCUGGCACACUUAUGUUGAUGCCAACCAAUGUGACUCUGCCCCCUGUCAGAAUGGUGGGACGUGUGUCGAUGAAUUUCAGGCUUAUGUUUGCCUUUGCCCUGAGGAGUAUAAGGGCAAAAACUGUGAGAGAGGUCUGAAUGACACACUGAAGUGCAUUAAUGAAAAUGGGCACUGUGAACAUUAUUGCAGAGACAGUCCAACCACAAUACGACAGUGCUUUUGUGCAGAGGGUUACAUGUUAGCAAGUGAUGAAGUGUCCUGUACUCCCCAAGUGGAUUACCCAUGUGGGCGAAUCCCUGUUUUAGCAAAGCAAAGUGCAACUCAGCGGGGGAGAAUUGUAGGUGGUUAUGUCUGUCCCCCAGGUGAAUGUCCAUGGCAGGUUCUGCUAAUAGAGAAUGAGAAACAAAAGUGUGGAGGUUCACUGCUUGCGCCAAGCUGGGUGGUUACUGCUGCUCAUUGCUUAGAAAACACACAUCCAAAACUGCUCCGAGUAAAACUGGGAGAACACAGAAUAGAUGAAGAUGAUGAAGGGGAGCAAGAAAGGAGGGUUUCUGAAAUGAUCAUUCAUGAAAAUUAUAUUUUAGGAAAAACUGACCAUGAUAUUGCCCUGCUGCGCCUAGAGGCACCUGUUAAUUUCACUGAUUACGUGGUACCCAUAUGUUUGCCUGAGAAACAGUUUGCAAUGUAUGAGCUGUCCUCCAUUAAGUUCUCCACUGUGAGCGGAUGGGGGCGUCUAAUAGAAGGAGGUGCUACUUCUGCGGUUCUGAUGAGAGUUGAUCUGCCACGUGUCAAGACACAAGAGUGUGUCCAGGAGACCAAAUUAAAUAUCACAGAGAACAUGUUCUGUGCAGGAGACCUUAGUGGGACCAAAGACUCCUGCAGUGGGGACAGCGGUGGGCCUCAUGCCACAAAGUACAAGAACACCUGGUUUCUGACAGGGAUUGUCAGCUGGGGGAAAGGGUGUGCUACCGAAGGCACUUACGGAGUUUACACGCGGGUGUCUAAAUAUAUUGAAUGGUUAAACAGGCACAUGGAUUCAUAAACUGCCAGGCUACCUCUAGUCAGAACAUUUCCACAUUGCAGAGGAAAUCUUUGAAUCCCACCUGGGACAUUUCCCUGUUUAUUAUUCUUUCAGGAUCUUAAAAAAGUUACUCACACCUUUACCUAAGGAUUAGAAAGCAAGCCCUUUGCAGUUCAGUCACAGUAAACUCAUUGUUUGUACAUUAUGAUCUAAGAGGAAAUAUUUUGCAGCAAUGUUUUCAAAGUGGGUAACACUUGUAAAUUAUAUUUCCACAACUUUACCUUACAUCACAGUUGCAAAUACUAAAGGCAAACCUUGCUACAUGUGAUCUGUCCUAAGACUCCAGAACCAAGGAAAUGGGAAAAAAAUUUCAUUCCAGGUUUUGUUACUGAAGUCUUAGUUUCAUCUUUUCCUACAUUAAAUACUAAUGUAAUAUUGUGAACAAUGAUAAAAUUGAUCCAUAUUUGUG
Molecule: messenger RNA, 1803 nt
Organism: Pelodiscus sinensis (Chinese soft-shelled turtle)
Lineage: Eukaryota; Metazoa; Chordata; Testudines; Trionychidae
Gene: F7
Product: coagulation factor VII
Biological process (GO): proteolysis; blood coagulation
Cellular component (GO): extracellular region
Molecular function (GO): serine-type endopeptidase activity; calcium ion binding
Source: RefSeq, a predicted model, not a curated record